Messenger RNA from Strongylocentrotus purpuratus (purple sea urchin), 8834 nucleotides. Its product is annotated as protein Shroom3. Gene Ontology annotation, molecular function: actin filament binding. The coding region runs from base 2196 to 7181 and encodes 1661 amino acids. The transcript has 10 exons. NCBI's taxonomy places the organism in Eukaryota, Metazoa, Echinodermata, Echinoidea, Camarodonta, Strongylocentrotidae. Gene Ontology annotation, cellular component: cortical actin cytoskeleton; adherens junction; apical junction complex. The record is from RefSeq and is a predicted model, not a curated record. Gene Ontology annotation, biological process: actin filament organization.
AACCCCCCCCCCCCCCCACCCCCUAACAGACCCUAUUACAAGUUUGUAUUACUGAGUAUAAAGAUUCUUUGUAGGUACCACCAGAAUAAUGAGGGGGAGGGGAGAAGGAAUAUUAUUUUGAUUUGGAACCAUAAUUCUGUAUUGCUCUGCAGGUGUGAAUGAUUAAGCCCAUGUUGAUGGUAGAAUUACGUUUUGUAUGUGUUAGGCACACCCUUAUCCUCCCCCUCAAAAAACAUUUGCGUUUAAAAAAAACUUUUGAAUGUACUAUUCACUUUUUUACAAGUAGCUGCCAAAAAGGUGAUUAAAAUUAGUUCAGAAUUGCCUUGUGGGAGAUAUAUUCUCUUCUUUCAAAUUGAUCACAGCAUCAGUAAUGUUAUUAUUGAGCUUUUGUAAUGAAAUGCCGACAUGAUUCAUGGUUUUGUAGACAUGCAUGUAUGCAUGCCUUUAUUCAAGCGUUCCGCUUACAUUCAGUGGACCUCCUGCAUUGAGCAAACCCAACAAGUCUGAUAUCAGUUGAAUGCAUCUAAAACACAAUGCAAAUCUCGUUGCAAGGGAUAGCCCCCACCUUGCCUUUGUGAAUGUUCAAGAUUCCGUUUGUUUUGAGGUUUAAUAUUUCCUUAUUUUAGAACAAGAAUGAAUGUAAGAAUGUAAACACUGUAAACUUUAUACCCGUAGAAUGUCAAACAUAAUGCCAUUAAUGGACCGAUAUUGAUAUGUCUUUUACUUGUGGGAUUAUAUUGAAAAGACUGAUGUCAAAAGUCGAUUCAGAGGGUUUUGAUGAGAAAACUGUCAUCUGUUUAGGGGGUAGAAUGCCUGGAAAGAUAAAAGCGAUUCGAUCUCCGUAUUGCAAAACAAUUCUCAUGUCACUCCUGUCCACCCCCUUCCCUCGUACAAAAGAACAGAAGAAAGUCAGUCUGUGUUAUGGUCAGACCAAACAUCGCCCCCUUUGUCGGGCGGACAGGGGUCGAUACUAUCAGGCAGCGGCCACAAUUGUGCGUUGCAUUGGAAAGAGAAAAGUCUGUCCCCACACACAGAUGUGCGUAUUGAUCGCUAGCCGGCUUGAAGCUCGAUCUCCAGCAGUCAGAUUUGCAUAUCAAUACAUGAACAUUCCCGUCUUUCCCCUCUUCAAGACUAGUCAGACCGAAUGUUUCUCCAUUGUUAGUCAAGAAAUGGAAUUUGUAUCCAGGGGGGCUUUGCCUUUUGUAAUCUUGAUGCAAAAAGAAAGAUAGGCUCUGGACCAUGAAGAAGAUUAAAUAGUUAUGGAUUUUCCUAGCUCGUAAGAUAAGCAUCGAUAGUGUAUGUUGAAAGAGGUAUGUGUGCACACCUUUUUAAUAAUUCAAACUUGUCUGUAUAUGGGACUGAGCAGUUAUGGGUAUUCCUUACACAGAGAUGACAAAAACUGUAAAGUGUUAUUUUUUUUCAAGAGUCUAUUCAUGUACUUGAUGCUCUAACCCUGCGUACCAAGGCAGGUUGACACAAGUGACUAGAGCAGCCAUUUUGUUUGGUUAGCGAAGCAUGAAAGCGGCUCUGUGAGUGCGACAGAUGCUGUGAAAAACUAUGUAAGGAAUCGCCAGGCAUGUUGUCUCCCUACGUUCCUCCCCCCAAGUGAGUGGAUCGAGCCCACUGCCCAUGCUCAGCAGACAGGGAGGCUUGCUCGCUCAGUCAAGCCAUUCAAUCCCCGGCCACUGGAGGAGAAGGUGGUGUAAUUGUUACAGUGCUGGCUCAUGGAGAACCCUUGUCAGCUCAGCAGCUACGCUCGCUCUAUGUUAUUCAUCAUCACUGCCUCACUGUGUGUACUCACUCACUUGAAUCCAAUAGCUCCUUACACAAAGAAAACCCACCUUUUCUUCAAUACUCACUGCACUCGCAUUUAGUCAUCAACCGUUGCUGAAGGUGGAUAUAUAUUUUUGUGGUGGCGCUGAGGAUCGAGAGAAUAGAGAAAUAAACCGACUGGAUUUAUGAUUCACUUGAAGAUUUUUGCUCCGUGUCACUCACUGGAUUGGAAUGAUAAUUUGUCUGCCUGUGAUGAGGUUGAUUUAUGGGGGAUGCAUGCCUUGAAGCCGUAUAUGGAUUUAUAGGAACUUUGUAUUACCACUACACAUGACCACCGGCAGCGAUACAGGGGUUCGUCAGCGUCUGAUUUCCGAGGCCCCAAGAGCCCAGACCUGAGAAAGCAAGCCCAAGAGAAUGCAGCCAUGAUGAAAGAUGCAAUGUACCCAACAACAACAAGUACAACAUCAUCGUCAGUGAACCCCUUGCCCAAGGAAGUGGCAGAGCAGAAACCAGUCAAUACCAAGAGGGUCAGGAAACGAGAAUCCCAGCCCGGUUCACCGAGGCCCAAAUCUUGGCACACCGACGUUAGAACCCUGAGCCAACCAGACCUGUCCAGGAUGCCCCAACACAGCCGGCAACGACACGGGGAGCAGACCCAGCCACGAUACAGGAACCCUCCGCCAACGCAGUACAACAAGUUCCACAGCUCUUCGGAUUCGUCCUUCAUGAUGUCCAGCUACGAGGAGAAGACUGGCUACCACCAGCAUGGCAGGUCCACAGGGAACAUUAAUAAUAACAGUGCUGAGGACACGAUAGAACCCUUACCAGGGCACGUGCAGAAGAAAAGGGAAGCAUUUGAAAGGACAAUUAUGUCGCAGAGCACGGAUAAGAUUAACACUGAAGACCAAUAUGGGGAUGUGUAUAGUAAGAGGUAUUCCAAAGGAAAGGAGGCAAUAACGCAAGGUGUGAAUCCCAAGUUACGGAAUAUCCGCCACGAUCUUGAACCUGCAGAGACUUAUCCUAAGGUCGUUGUGGCUACGCACAUACACAGUGUCCAGUCAAAGGCUGUCCUGGGAAGAGUACCGGACAGCAGUGACCAGACAGGUCAGAAGUACGGUGGUGCACAGGAUGUCAACAUCUACGCUGUCCAGAUGCCGGAGAGGCAGAUUGCCAGUUCGGCAGAUUCAUCUGUCACAAGGAAUUAUGCGCAGGCGCACAGCAAUCUGUCGGGGAAUCCUCAGACAAGUUACGUUCAGUCAACUUUCGGUUCCAACCCACAUUCAAGUAGUUUUGCCACUCAUCAUGGAGAAAUAAGGAAGGUGCCACCAGCUAUACCAAAGAGAGAAGACUCUAAGACCAAGACCCAGGCGUAUAGCGAUCACGUGAAGUCAUCAUCAUGGCCAGUGUCCACAAUCAGUUCAGAGACCACUUGUACCUUGACAGUGUGUCCAACAAUACUCCCAAGUGACUUGCCUCCUGUAAAACUGACAAAGACAGAGAAAUUGCAGAAGUCACCCACACACUCUGUAACACAAUCCAAUCCAAAUCAGAAUUCAAAUAGUACAGACCAACAUAUCGUCCAGGCCAAACGAAUAUGGAUUGAUGAUGCCAGUGAACAUGAAUUUAACUUUGAGGACAGUAAAAUGCUUAGUAGCGACAAUACAUUAAAUACAAACACGAGGCCUCCAUCCCCUCCAGUGCGAGACAAUGAAAAUGGAAAUUACAAACCAAAACAAAGCAAAACGACUAGGAGUUCUGACGACAGGUUUAACACAUCUGAUCACUUGAUCCUGGACUAUCGCUCUUUCUUGGAAAAGACAGAACAGCAGCAGGAGAACCUGAAGUCUAUUCAGCCUGUUAAUAGUGUGCCGGAAAGCAAGAACAAAAGGGAGCUUUUUACGAGAACUCAUGAUUUUAGUAAAGCAACUCAACAAGAAGAAAGUUCACCGAUGGCACAAACGCAGCCAGCAAGGGAGUCUUCUACACGGAACUCGUGGUACCAGGAGAAGAAGAAACAGAGGAAGCGCUCGUCGCUGUCUUCAGAGGAUUCAUUGAAUUUUUCUGAGUUUGAUCUAAACAAGAAAAAUCUGGGACAGAACCCUGCAAGAACCUGGCGCAACCCAAGUGAAAGUCGUGAGUCAACAACAUCUGACUUGCAUCCGCAACUGACAGGGCAUCCUCAACAGCCCCAGCAGCAACAACCUGUGGAGCCCAGGAUUUCCAGUCAUUCACGGCAAUCCAGUGAUUUGGACAAUCCUAAUGCCCCAAGGAAGCGCACACCAAUUAGCCCUUCUCUGAUGGAAGAAACCUUCAGAAUGGAGCAGGAGCCAGAGCAGAAGACUUUCACUGAGAAGGUGGAGAGGACUGUGAAUCGCCAGGAGAGCAGGGAUAGUCGCAAAUCCGGCAUAUUUGAUCAGAAUGAUGAUUGCCAGCUUGAGAAACUCCAACCGGAUGGUAAUCUCUCUGAAAACUCAAUUCUUAGGAGAUUAGAAAGGGAAGGCUCUUUCAAGAACAAUGUGAACCUUGACCCACAAAGGUCAGAGGGCAAUGAGACAUCUGCAAGGAAGACUAUGCCAGAUACGAAGAGAGACCUUCGAAAUCUAGGUCUCUCAGAGGAUGCCUUCAAGCAGGAUCACAGACCAAAGAGUAAUCACUACAAAUCUGGGUCUUUCACACAUGAUUCAAGGGGGAAUGCGGGAGAUCCACGCCUUAUGAGAACAGCACCAGUACCAUCAUCACAUCAACGCACACAUUCCAUAGACACAUAUAACCGCAACCCUCCAAGGAGGCAUGAAAGUUUUGAGCGGAGGGGAAAUCCAGUCUCCCGUGAAAGCUCCUUUUCUGAACACAAGAAGUCGAAAUCGGAUUCUGAUCAACAUCCUAAAGCAGAUCAGCAAAAGAAGAAGAUGUCCGAUCCUAUCAACAAACCCCAAAAUGUCAGGAAGACAUCGGAUCCCGAGAACAGGCAACAGAUCUGGGAUGCCCUCAAGGGGUUCGUGCAUAACAGACGUUCUCCACCAGGCACUAGUCCCGCCAGCUCUCGUCCACCAAGCAUGUCUGGCUCCGAGCAGUCCCUGUAUCGCAGUGACAUGUAUCACUCCACCAGUUCUCUUGCCAGUGGCUACUCCAGCAGCAGGCAUUAUCCUCAAGAUUCUUUGUCAAGCAUUGGCUCCUCCUUUUCCCACCCUCUGCAUCAGCCACAGGAUUCAGGCUUCGGGUCAAACAGCGACAUAUCGCAAGUCCGUGGCCCGCACUCCCCAUCCCAAACGGGCGUGGUCUCUCCAAAGGAUGUCCGCAUUGCUGCCUCCAUCGCUCAUUCUUCCUCCAUGUCAUCUUCAGGUCCGCAGUACCAGCAGACUACCAAUGAGCGAAGGAGAAGUCACCAGGUUCAAAGACCACCACACCAGACCAAGCACCUUACCUCCAGGAUGUCUCUAGACUCUAUAAACCUUCCCAAUUCUCGGAACCAACAGGAGAAGAUGAGGCCGAACCGGUCACCCCAAGACAAAUUUGAAUUCUCACCAACUCGACAGAUAUCACCUUCACCAUCGUACAAUGUACAUGUGGCAGAACGAGUAUCGAUAUCUAGCCUUAAAGAGGAAGAGAGCAACAAAGAGGGCACCGUUUUCUACGAAUCGCUUCAAUCCGAGCGAACAGAGACGGAGGUGAACCACCGAGUCUUUAGGUACCCUCCCAGGUCAGACCAAACCAGCAGCUCUGGUGGUCAGAGAACAUCGCCCAAAUCAUCAACAGUUCACCCUCCGGUCAAAAGCUUGUCCAUGGACCCCUCAUACCAAGAACUGGAACUCAGCCCCCCUCCACCACCCACGCCCCUAUCCCCUCUUGAUGGCAGGGGUAACAUGGAGUUCCCCCCUCCCCCUCCGGAGCUGGCGCCUGCAUCCAACACGAAGAGGAGCAGCCCUAAGCAAGAACCCAGUGAACAGACUGUAAGGCAGGCAACACAAGGGGGCAGCAUGCCACUAACCAGCCCAGAAAGAAUCACACCCAGCUUUGCAGAGCAGCUUCAACAAGCUCCUUCACUAAUUCAUGUCCAGGUCGACCAAGUACCCUCAGCCAAAGGAGAAGAGACGACACCCUCGAUAUCACCCAACUCGAUCAUCUCAGGGCGAUCAUCACCGGACAAUCACGACGUCGAGCCUGCCACAUCCCCGCAGCAGGUCCCCCGACUGCAAAGCGUCCAAGAGAACAUCGCCUUCACUGACCGCAAGGACUCCCCAGUCCUCAUCCGUCCUGCGACGCUCUUGGACUCGCCCACCCGUUGCAGCCAAGCAGAACCAGAGCCUCUGGACGUUGCGGAGGAAGAGGCCUUUGACGCCUGCGACGGUGGCAGCAACAUCUGCGACAGUGGCAGCAACAUCUUCACCAGAGAGCAGGAGAAGACAGACAAGGAGCUUCGAGAGGUCUCCAAUCCAGUGCUGAAGUGGGUCCUGCAGGCCCUGACGCCAAGCGACACGGUCCUAUCUGACCUCUUUCCUCUACCCAGGUCCAAGACGAGUCGGUCAGACACGAUGACCAUGGAUGUAACCACACCCACAAAGAGUGAGAGUGAGAUGGUGAUGGAGCAGAGUAGUCCUAGCGAGUGUGUGAACCUGGUCCUGUCAAGCUCCAGGUAUCUCCGGAUCUCACCGGCCAAGGCCAUCAUCCUCCAGAGAGCUCAGACCAUGAACAAGAGCGAUGAUCUGGGCAAUAACAACACAGAGCUCAGGAAAACACAGGAGGAGCUUGUGGAUCGCAUCGGUAAGAAGGUGGAAGACAUCAAGGAUCUUCAGAAGGAGGUAGCAGAGGAGAUGUCAAAUCUUGAAGAUAUGGGCAGGCAAGUGAUGGAUAGCGUGAAGGCAACCUGCAAGGCCAGUGAAUACAACAAGUGCAACAUGUACAUCGCAGACAUCGAGAGGGUCACUAAGCUACUCCUCUCUCUGUCCCGUAGGCUCAAUAAGGUGGAGAGUGUGCUGGGUAGCAUAGAGAAUAGCGAGGAAGAGGAAAAGGUGAACCUUGAGAAGCUGAAGGUGACCGUCAACUCUAAAUACCAGGAUGCCAAGAUGCUGAAGGAGAGCAUCACCGGCCGUCACUCCACCAUUAGCUCCAUGCUCCUCAACAAAAUCUCCAAUGACCAGCACGACAACUUCACCUACUACAUCCAGAUGCUUCCCAGGCAUCUCAUCAUGGGGCAAGAGCUCGAAGACAAGGUCAAGCUCGGCGAGGAGCAGCUGGAAGCGCUUGGUGAGAGCCUCAAGCAAAUGAGCUUGAGCUCGGACAGCGGAAGCAGCAGGGACACCAACGGGAAUGUUUCCCAUGGUUUCAAGGAGGAGGCUGCGACGUCGUCAUCAUCCAAUGGGAUCGGUGGUCCGGAGCAGCUGAACUCCAAUGCAACGAGUUCGUACUGCUGAUGAUGACCCCUCUAGGGUCACGCUGAUCUGACUUUUAUGCUGCAAUCCUAUGUGACUGUUAUGGGUUUCAGAAGAACACACCUUGACGACUGUGAGAGAUGUUGAACCCUUGGAGCCUUUGGAACAUAAAGAACUGUACUUAAAAAUAUAGGAACAGCAGUUAAUGUGUUUGGUUCAUACAAGGAGAGGGCGCAUCAAGCUUUAAUGCUUGGAAAAGUUUUGAAAACUGAAACGAAAUGAAUGGCUAUCUGAGAAAUGGUUUUAGUGUAAAAUUAUUUCAUGGACGUGUGGACCUUUGUUUAUUAUCUAUGCUGAAGAGCAAACUUUCUGGAGGCCGACGUAAAGCAACACUUGCAAAUAGGAUUCAAGGCAAGUCUAAAAAUAAGAGAAAUGCUGAAAUAAGCAAGAGACUCUGGAUUCCGAACUGUAUUUCUUAUUUUUUCUUCGUGUGUGGUAUGGUCACUACUUAAAUUCUCAUCACGUGCAUGAGGCAGAUGGAUCUCAAACUAGCUGGACUAGUCUCAUACGUAGAGAUCCAAAGCUGCCUUCAUCUGCAGAUAAACUUAUUACAGAGACGUCGUGAAAGGCUGAUAAUGUGUCAAGAGAGAAAUGCACAAGUGUGAAGAGGGAUGGAUUUAAGGCUGCUAAAGUAGCAAGAUACUUUGGUCUUUCAGUCAUAAAAAUCUUCUUAAAGACCCAUAUAGUUUGUGAUCAAUGCAUCGAUACCAGAAAGAUACCUGAAUCUUGACACACACAAAAAUUAUAUCUGUCUUUCAUAUACCUGCAUAUAUACACUAAAGUCAUUAGCUACUUUGAUAUAUCUGUGUCAUAUCUCUGUUGGCUUUUGGACAGAACACUAUUUAAAUUUAGUGUUGCUGUAUAGAAAGAAGUGCCAUACAUUGCAAAUGUAUUAAGUUGUUUUGUAUUUCCUAACUUGCAAUAUUUGUAAGUUGGAGCUAAGAGUUUGAAAAAUUACUAUUUUAUGUAUUUGAACUAAUGUGCAUGUCUACUUAUUCAGAAAUACAGAAGUAUGGAAGCCUACCCUUCAUAUUCACCCAUUAGAUGCCUUCUCUUUGCAACAAGAAAAUAGUUUGUAUAUUUGGAACAAGAAAUGCUCUGACCAAAUCAUGACAUUGCAAUUAGAAAUGUUCAAUGUAUUUGUUCUUUCCCUUUGAGGAAAUUAUGCUCUGUGAAAAUACAAGCUGAAACUGGACUACAAUGAUAGUUUGCAUUUUUCCAAAGUUAAAUGUAAAUUUCAUGCAAACUCGACUGCUGUAGAUGAAUGUAUUCAUUUUGAUUUUGCUGUGUUUUAAAGAGGUGUAUACAUGUAAAUCAUAUGAAAUAUUUUGUACUGCAUUUUCUAGAAAAUUUUGUUAAUCCUUUCAGAAGAAAAAGAACUAUUGUCGGCAUUGAUAAACCGUUUCACAAAUGUAAGAGAAAAGUAGAAAGUGAUUAAUGUUUCAUGGAAGCAUCUCUUACAAAAUGUAUGGUAGCUGAAAUCUUUAAUCAUGUCUUGGUAAAAAAUACUUAUUGCAAUUUUUCAGUCCUAAAAUAAUUCUGUAUUCAUUUUUGUACAGAAGAAAAUAAGUCGCACAGCAUUUGAUCUGAACUUGUUAAAUUUUCAUCAAAAUAUUAAUAAAUUGAAAUUUGAAA